CAAAAUCGCCCUGCAGCGCUUACUUCCUGUUGCCACUAGGUGGCGCUAUCACUAUGCGUUCAGGGCGGGACUCUUAUCAGACAAGUGAAGUUACUUUGCUGUCGGAUCAUGUACGCAGAAGUUAUGACGAAUCCCUCUUUCAUGGCGAAGGAUCGAAAAUGCACGACACAGGACGCCAUGCCACAUCCACGAUGUUUUGACGGAAGUUAUUAAGUAAAAAAAAAAGAAAAAUUACAAUUAAAAGAAAAAUAUAUUGAAUACUGGAAAGAAACGAGCAAAACACAAAUAAAUUACAAUGUUAUAUGACCCUAAAAAGAGAAUACAAACUGGCAAAUUACCUGAGCACAAUAAAAUGUCUUAAAUUAAGAAAAAUGUUGACAAUGUACAGACUGAGUGAACACAGCCUGGCCAUAGAAAUGGGUCGCCAUAGACAGAACUGGCUACCAGAAGAGGAGAGACUCUGCUCCCAGUGUGACAGAGGACAGGUAGAGACAGAGCUGCACUUUCUAACCUCAUGCCCUAAAUUCAAAACUUUAAGAGAGACAUUUCCCAAAUAUACCCCGACUUCGAAUUAUUAUCAGACACACAGAAACUCCCCUAUUUACUGGGAGAAAUGCCCAAAAGUCAAAUUAUUGCAGCAAAAUAUGUCUCCUCAUGCCACGAACUGAGUACAACCAGUGGAAACUCUGUAAAUGUAUAAAAUAAUUGAUUGUUUUAGUUGUUUUUUUUUUUUUUUUUUGUUGUCUUUUUAAUACACACACACACACACACACACACACACACACACACACAUUUACAGUUUUAUCUAUCUAUUUAAUUUUUUAAUAUUAUAUUAUAUUUAAUAAUUUGUUUUCGCUAUUAUAUUGACAACAGACUACUUGUUUUAACUGUAGUUACUUUACUACUGUUUUAAUGACAUUUUUAGUUGACACAAACUGAUUGAUUGAUUGAUUGAUUGUAAUUAAUUACCUAUUCACUGAUAUUGAUUGAUUGUGACUGUGGUUGUGGUGGAGUCAAUAAUAGUUACAGUAUAGAUUAUAAUUAAUUUAUUGUAAAUAUUGUUUUCCUUUAUUGUUAUUAUUAUUAUUUUUAAUUCCAAACGUCAUGCCAAUAAAGCCAUUUGAAUUGAAAGUGUGAUUAUUGAUUGACAAUAUUAGUCUCCUUAAAAUCCCGUUUAUUUUUGAAUUUCUGCAUUCCCGCACUAACAGUUUCAGAAACGCGAGAUCUCAUACCAGCGCCAAUUCCACGCGGGCUCCUGGAUCCGGUCAUUACUGGUUUUGCAGCGGACAAAAAUGACGGAGAGAAGCAAUAUCACCAGCCCAGACCGGCUCCCGCAAGUCAGUGACCCGGAGCUGGAGGCCAUCCGGGUGGACUUCCAGCUGGCGGCAUAUGCGUGUAUGGACCUUGAGAUCCCGAGGCCUGCCCUUUAUAGACGGGUCCUCCAGGCCCAAGCCAGGGCCAUGGGUGGGCUUGCACGCCAGUUCAGGCAGCUGAGGGCUGUCCAGCAGCAGGUGGUUGUGCUGAGGCAGAAGCUGGAGGAAACCACCCAGCAGCUGCACAAGGCCACCCAGCAGCUGGAGGAGGACCUCGAAUUGGCCGUGGCCUUUCCUCUCGUCGCAGAGCAGCAGGCCAGUGGGGAGCCUGGCCAGCAGGAGCAGCAGGCCAGUGGGGAGCCAGGCCAGCAGGAGGAGGAGGAGGAGGAGGAGGAGGAGGAGCAGGAGGAAACUCCAACAAAUUAAACGAAAAUAAUAAAUAAAUUUAUUUAAAAAAUUGAAA
Dicentrarchus labrax (European seabass) is the source of this 1776-nucleotide messenger RNA. Its product is annotated as protein FAM9A-like. The transcript has 4 exons. NCBI's taxonomy places the organism in Eukaryota, Metazoa, Chordata, Actinopteri, Moronidae. The record is from RefSeq and is a predicted model, not a curated record. Bases 1293 to 1739 code for a protein of 148 amino acids.